UCCACGUGGUCAAACCCGGAAGUUUUCAUCGUGCUCCUCAUAUGCCAACCUCUGUUGACAGUCCGUUCAUUUAGCAGACAACUCGACGUGGUUUUAGAUUGUAACCAGACGUGCUUUUUUAAUGCUUAUCUGAAGAAAUGGCCCAGGAAGUGUGCAGUUUGAAGGCGCGGCUUGAGGAGAAAGAAAAAGAGAUCGUUGAUCUCAAGAAUAAACUGGCUCAGCUUGAAAAGAGUCACGCCUCAGUGCUGGAGCUGCAGGACAAAGUGACACCGCUCAGUCCCCUAACAGCCAAACCAGCACUCAGCAAUGAGGACAUCAUGCGCUACAGCAGACAGCUUCUCCUGCCCGAGCUUGGUGUAAAAGGCCAGCUGAACUUAUCCGGAGCAUCGGUGCUGAUUGUGGGCUGUGGAGGACUAGGCUGCCCACUCGCCCAGUACCUAGCAGCAGCAGGUGUUGGGCGUCUUGGUCUGCUGGACUAUGAUGAGGUGGAGCUCAGCAACCUCCACAGGCAGGUUCUUCAUGGAGAGGAGAAUCAGGGCCAGGCUAAGGCUCUGUCUGCUGCUAGGGCAGUUAAAAGGCUGAACUCUACCGUGGAGUGUAUUCCCUACCAUCUGCAGCUCUCGCCAGAGAACGCCUUGCAGCUCAUUCAACAGUAUGACAUUGUAGCUGACUGUUCAGAUAACGUUCCCACACGUUAUCUGGUAAAUGACGCCUGCGUGCUCAGCGGCAAACCUUUGGUGUCGGCGAGUGCUUUGCGAAUGGAGGGACAGUUGACUGUGUAUAACUACUGCGGAGGCCCCUGCUACAGAUGUUUAUAUCCACUUCCCCCACCUCCAGAGACGGUAACCAACUGUUCAGAUGGAGGGGUGUUAGGAGUAGUUCCAGGUAUAAUGGGCUGCUUCCAAGCCUUAGAGGUCCUCAAAAUUGCCUCUGGGCAGGGUUCUUCCUGCGGUCAGCAGCUGCUGAUGUUUGACGCUCAGGGUUUCAGAUUCAGGCCCAUCAGGCUGCGGCCCAAGCAGGCUGACUGCGCGGUGUGUGGAGAAAGCCCCAGUGUGACGCAACUGAUUGACUACGAGGCUUUCUGUGGGUCUGCUGCCACAGAUAAGGUUGGUCAUUACAGGAGCUUAUCACAGCGGUCCUAUGCAAUCAUGAAAAGUAUGGAAUAUGAUUGUCAUUUUCCAAAUCUACAUAAGUGUGGUAUAAAGAUGAUUAGCUGGAGUUUCAAAAUUAUUUUACACAAUCCUCUAUCUAAAAGACUGAAGGACAGAUAAUGUCAUAAAUAGGUGCCAUAAAAUUCCAAAAGAUGAAAGUAUGGAAAGCAUGUGGCACGUUUUCUACACAGAACCACGGUGAGG
Poecilia latipinna (sailfin molly) is the source of this 1355-nucleotide messenger RNA. RefSeq names its product adenylyltransferase and sulfurtransferase MOCS3-like. The record is from RefSeq and is a predicted model, not a curated record. The transcript has 9 exons. Gene Ontology annotation, molecular function: thiosulfate-cyanide sulfurtransferase activity; URM1 activating enzyme activity; nucleotidyltransferase activity. The coding region runs from base 138 to 1271 and encodes 377 amino acids. Gene Ontology annotation, cellular component: cytoplasm. Gene Ontology annotation, biological process: tRNA wobble position uridine thiolation; protein urmylation. NCBI's taxonomy places the organism in Eukaryota, Metazoa, Chordata, Actinopteri, Cyprinodontiformes, Poeciliidae.